This is a messenger RNA of Perognathus longimembris pacificus (Pacific pocket mouse), 1275 nucleotides long. It is a transcript of the gene Pou4f1, whose product is annotated as POU class 4 homeobox 1. Gene Ontology annotation, molecular function: RNA polymerase II cis-regulatory region sequence-specific DNA binding; DNA-binding transcription factor activity, RNA polymerase II-specific. NCBI's taxonomy places the organism in Eukaryota, Metazoa, Chordata, Mammalia, Rodentia, Heteromyidae. Bases 1 to 1275 code for a protein of 424 amino acids. The transcript is spliced from 2 exons. The record is from RefSeq and is a predicted model, not a curated record. Gene Ontology annotation, biological process: regulation of transcription by RNA polymerase II.
AUGAUGUCCAUGAACAGCAAGCAGCCUCACUUUGCCAUGCAUCCUACCCUCCCUGAGCACAAGUACCCAUCGCUGCACUCCAGCUCCGAGGCCAUCCGCCGGGCCUGCUUGCCCACGCCGCCGCUGCAGAGCAACCUCUUCGCCAGCCUGGACGAGACGCUGCUGGCGCGGGCCGAGGCGCUGGCGGCCGUGGACAUCGCGGUGUCCCAGGGCAAGAGCCACCCUUUCAAGCCGGACGCCACGUACCACACGAUGAACAGCGUGCCGUGCACGUCCACGUCCACCGUGCCGCUGGCCCACCACCACCACCACCACCAUCACCACCAGGCGCUCGAGCCGGGGGACCUGCUGGACCACAUCUCGUCGCCGUCGCUCGCGCUCAUGGCCGGCGCCGGCGGCGCGGGCGCAGCGGGCGGCGGCGGCGGCGCCCAUGACGGCCCCGGGGGCGGCGGCGGCCCGGGUGGCGGCGGCGGCGGCCCGGGCGGCGGCGGCCCGGGGGGAGGCGGCGGCGGCCCCGGGGGCGGCCCAGGGGGAGGCGGAGGCGGCCCCGGCGGCGGGCUGCUGGGCGGCUCGGCGCACCCGCACCCGCACAUGCACGGCCUGGGCCACCUGUCGCACCCGGCGGCGGCGGCCGCCAUGAACAUGCCGUCUGGGCUGCCGCACCCGGGGCUGGUGGCGGCGGCCGCGCACCACGGCGCGGCGGCGGCGGCAGCGGCGGCGGCGGCCGGGCAGGUGGCGGCGGCGUCGGCGGCGGCGGCGGUGGUGGGCGCGGCGGGCCUGGCGUCCAUCUGCGACUCGGACACGGACCCGCGCGAGCUCGAGGCGUUCGCCGAGCGCUUCAAGCAGCGGCGCAUCAAGCUGGGCGUGACGCAGGCCGACGUGGGCUCGGCGCUGGCCAACCUCAAGAUCCCGGGCGUGGGCUCGCUCAGCCAGAGCACCAUCUGCAGGUUCGAGUCGCUCACGCUGUCGCACAACAACAUGAUCGCGCUCAAGCCCAUCCUGCAGGCGUGGCUGGAGGAGGCCGAGGGCGCGCAGCGCGAGAAAAUGAACAAGCCCGAGCUCUUCAACGGCGGCGAGAAGAAGCGCAAGCGGACUUCCAUCGCCGCGCCCGAGAAGCGCUCCCUCGAGGCCUACUUUGCCGUGCAGCCCCGGCCCUCGUCCGAGAAGAUCGCCGCCAUCGCCGAGAAACUGGACCUCAAAAAGAACGUGGUGCGGGUGUGGUUUUGCAACCAGAGACAGAAGCAGAAGCGGAUGAAAUUCUCCGCCACUUACUGA